UUGGUUCCGUACAAAAAGAGUGCAACAUAACACUUGCUCGGAAGGGAGAAAAGAUUCCUUCAGUUUAGUGUUGUGAUUGGCACCAAACAUUACAUUGUGCCAAUAUUGCAUUGCAACGAAAGUAUUUUCUGUACACCAAAGCCUGCGCCCAUACCCAGUUUGGGGUCCGGAUGAACGAAGAAUGGAUAGUAAUUCACCCAAUCCGCAGCAAAGCAGUGGCAGUGGUCCGAUUCCGAGUGGCAGUAAUGAAAGGGACAUCGCCAACAGAAGAAAUCGUCUAAUGCGCAUAACGCAACGUACGAUUGAUACAGACGACAGUAGUCGAAGCAGUAGCAGCAGCAACUUCAGCGAUAUGGAAGAUAACAACAAUGAAGUAGACGAGCGAAGCGGACAACACGAUUUGGCACCAAACAGCGCAACUACCGAGCAUGGCCCCAACGGUGAGGAAUUGCCAGAAGAUGAAGCAGCACGACUUUUCGAAGACUACAUCCGCGAACGUGAAUCUGCUGCGACGGAAAUUUACAACACAGAACUUCCUACGGAACACGCGUACCUUGGCAAAAUGGAGCGAGUUGAAGGGGUGGAUUAUCUGGAACCGGGCAAAACAUACCGCCUCCCCAUAUACAGCCACCAUUCGAUUGUGUAUCCGGGCGAAAUUGUUCCACUUAUGCUAAACGAUUCAAACUUUUACAGCGGCGGUUCGGGCGACUCCUCCGAUGGGCUGAAGUUUGGUCUGGUAUUUCAAAACCAGUACAGCACCAGUGGACGCGUGUACGGUGUAACGUGUCAGGUGUAUGAGCGUGGUGCUGAAGGAUUGUCGGCUCUCCUAAAAACGGUUGCCCAGCAACGGUUCUACAUCGUACGACAAUCGCAGGAGCGAAGGGCGGACGUAAAAAUUCUUCCCGAAAUCGUACUACCCGAUCCGCUUAUCAGCUGUUGCUCAAAUGCCAUGGUACGAUAUGCAUACAGCAGCCGGAAGGACCGAUUGACGAGCUUUAAGCGGUUGCUGACGCAAACGACGGUUUGGCCCCAGUUCGUGUACGAUCAGUAUGACACGAAGGAGGUGAUGGCAAAGGUUGAGCGGUUUCUUUCAUCACUCAAAAUUACCAGCGUGCAAACCGAUAAGGUGAAGCUAUCGUUCUGGUUGGCACGAAAUAUUCCGCUGACGGAGGAAUAUCGGAAGAUGAUCUUCUGCACCGAUUCUGUACUGCGUCGUAUGUUGAUCAUCAAUAAGGCGCUCGACCACAUGUGGUAUUUUAUUUGCAAGCGUUGCGAAAGCGAAAUCGCUAAUUAUGAUGAUAUGUUCGCUAUGUCGAAGCAGGGUGUGCAAACAAGCUACUGCAACCCGUCCGGUUACGUACAUGACACGCUCACCGUCCACAAGACGAAGGAAAAUUCGACGCUUCCCGUUGAGCGGCCCUCAACGAACUUCAGCUGGUUCCCGGGCUACUCUUGGCAAAUUAUUGUGUGUGCGAACUGUCGGCAGCAUCUUGGCUGGAAGUUUGUGGCGGAAAAGAAGAACGUUCUACCCAAAAGUUUCUACGGGCUGUCCGGUACGAACAUUACGGUGAAAUCGCACGGCGAUCUGAAGAAGACUGAGGAUGAGUUUGACGUCACCGCUAGAACACCAGCGAGCGAUGAGCAGUUAGAUUACGAAGAACUGUCCGAAUUUGACUCCACUGAUGAGGAGCUGUAUUGAGUUGAGUGUUGGGUUUGAGCCUGAUCCAGAUUCAUGAAUCUUUAACCUGAGUACAUGACUCUGCAUCAAUAUGAUAAAGAUUUAUGAAUCUUCCAAGACCGUGGCCUACGUACCAGCAGCGCUCUCUGUCGAUCAACCGUUUUCGUUGAACCGUAAAUGAGCUUGUUCUGCUACCGGGACAUCAGAGAUUCAUGCGAGUCGACUCAUGGUUCGUAAGACUUCAUGGCAACUUUAUACGAAUAACUCUUCUCAAUCGAGCCACCAAACGCAAAACUAGUUUGGCGACGAUUUUCAUGCGUUUUCGAUUAAUGUAUUGUAUCUACUAAAAUAUUGUGAUUGAGAAGAGUAUAGAGAUUCGUUUUUAAACCUCCCCCGGAGGAUUUGUUGGCCUAUGUUGCAACGAGGAAAUGGAUUGGAUGGACGUUUAUUAGUUUUCAAAGUGUCAAAGAAGAUUCAAUCACUUCCGAUCAUUUCACAGUUGUCUUUGGAAUAAAUUCAACAUAAUUUUGAAACCUUGAACUGUAUCGAUUGAGACAAAACUAGUUCAUACCUCCCUAACAUAGCUACCCAGCAGUACAUAUUUCUCCACAUUAAUAGUACUUUGAAGCCAACGGUCGUGGUACUACUUCGUACUGGGUAGGGCUACCCUAUCUGUCCAUACAUAAUCAUGCUCGCUUGCAGAGCGGUGCAUGAUAAUCCAUAUAAUUAAGCUGAAGGGAGGACAUCAAGGAUGCGUGAAUUAUGUUUCAUAUCUAUUCCCCAUAAAAUGUUAUACAAUCUUA
Anopheles moucheti is the source of this 2481-nucleotide messenger RNA. It is a transcript of the gene ohgt, whose product is annotated as protein cereblon. The record is from RefSeq and is a predicted model, not a curated record. Bases 182 to 1699 code for a protein of 505 amino acids. The transcript has 5 exons. Lineage: Eukaryota; Metazoa; Arthropoda; Insecta; Diptera; Culicidae.